AUGGAGGAGGUUUGUAAGAAACACCGAGGAACAACUCCACUGUUCUGUAGAGACGAACAGAGAGCUGUGUGUCCUGUCUGUGAGUUUUCUCUGCACCAGAACCACAAAGUGGUUCCUGUAGAAGAAGCAGUCGGUGAGCUGAAGGAGCUGCUGAAAUCUGACUUAAAGUCUCUGCAGGACAAGAGGAACAAAUACAAACGAGUGGAGGAAACAUAUAAAGAUGUGGUUCAACACUCCAAGAAGCAGCUGCUGUCCACAGAGAAGCAGAUCAGAGCAGAGUUCAACAAACUCCAGCAGUUCCUGAAGGAGGAAGAGGAGUCCAGAUUGGCAGCUCUGAGGGAGGAAGAGGAGCAGAAGGGGAGGAGAAUCAGCGGGGAGAGGAAGAAGAUCCAGGAGCAGAUCUCCUCUCUGUCAGACAGCAUCUCUGCUGUUGAAGAAGAGCUGCAGAAAGACAACAUGUCGUUCCUCAGCAGGUACAAACCCACUCGGGACAGAGCCAGAGAGCAGAGCUCAGUGUCAGAUCCACGGCUGCUCUCAGGAGCUCUGGUAGACGAGGCCAAACACCUGGGAAACCUGGCCUUCAGAGUCUGGGAGAAGAUGGGGGACCAGGUCCACUUCAGCCCGGUGGUUCUGGACCCAAACACUGCACACCCCUGUCUCCAUCUGUCUGCUGAUCUGACCAGUGUGAAACGUGGAGAUACAUGGCAGCAGCUUCCUCAUAAUCCAGAGAGAAAUGUCAAGUAUGCCAAUGUUUUUGGUUCCAAGGGUUUGACCUCAGGGAAACUCAGCUGGGAGGUGCAGGUGGGAGAUUAUCCUGACUGGGAGGUUGGUUUGGUUAAAGACUCAGUUGACAGGACGGGAGAGAUACUCUCUCCUUCACCUAAGUAUGGAUUCUGGUGUUUACGGCAUUAUGAUGGAAAAUACACCAAUGGUGAUGGUGAGAUCGUCACGAUGAAGACGAGUCUCCGGAGGAUCAGAGUCCAGCUGGACUAUGACGGGGGGACGGUUUCCUUCUACAACGCUGAAGACAUGAAAGACAUCUGCACUCACAAAUACACUUUCACUGAGAAACUCUUCCCUUAUUUCUGUGUUGUAGAAUCUGGUGAUGCAAAAACUUCUGAGAUCAGAAUCUGUCAGACAAAGAAUAGAUUAACCUGA
Cololabis saira (Pacific saury) is the source of this 1158-nucleotide messenger RNA. Its product is annotated as nuclear factor 7, brain-like. Bases 1 to 1158 code for a protein of 385 amino acids. Lineage: Eukaryota; Metazoa; Chordata; Actinopteri; Beloniformes; Belonidae. Gene Ontology annotation, molecular function: protein binding; zinc ion binding. The record is from RefSeq and is a predicted model, not a curated record. The transcript has a single exon.